This is a messenger RNA of Pundamilia nyererei, 10180 nucleotides long. RefSeq names its product G patch domain containing 8 (gene gpatch8). Bases 5847 to 10073 code for a protein of 1408 amino acids. The record is from RefSeq and is a predicted model, not a curated record. Gene Ontology annotation, molecular function: nucleic acid binding. NCBI's taxonomy places the organism in Eukaryota, Metazoa, Chordata, Actinopteri, Cichliformes, Cichlidae. The transcript has 7 exons. Gene Ontology annotation, cellular component: nucleus.
AGAAACAUGAUAUUGUUAUCAAUAUGUGUGGAAGAGUUCAGGAGAGGGGUACAACCAUUUGUAAGACCUGUUGUAGGCUCUGUCAUGGUUUGGGGCUGCCUUUCAACCAGUGUUGUUUAAGAUCUUUUCUAAAUUUAAGGAAUUAUGAUCACAAAAAAUACGGGCAACACCUUCAUUUUUCAGCCUGACAACGGUGCAGUGCAGUAAAGGCAUGCCUUUUUAUAGAAAUGCACACUUUGGAACAUUAACAAUCAUGGAUUGGUCUCCCCAGACCAUGGCCCUCAACAUUAUUGAAGCACUGUGAGAUCAUCUUGGCUGAACUUCUGUUUUUGAACAGAACUUCUGUUCUGUUCAAAAAGCAGCCAUCAUCCAAAGAAGAGUUUUUAACUGACCUCUAAUUAGCCUGGAAUACUAUUCCUGAGGACUGCUUAAAUAAAUGAUAAGAAAGCUUAAGAAGGUUCAGGGUGUGCUGAUGAAUAAAGGUGUUCAUUCCAAAUUUUGACUUUCAUACUCAUUAGAAUUGUACAAACUGUUUUUUUGGGGUUUUUUUUUUUUUUUUUUUGCAGAUGUUUCAAUAAGUCGCUUCACCUAUUUCCCAUUCACUAGCAAAAUAUAAAUAACCGAGGGGUGACUCACGACUUUUGCACAGUACUGCAAUGCAAGCAAAUAUCAGAUGAUAUUUGGUGAUUCAGAAGAUAUUAUGAGGCUGUUCUUAAUUUUAAAUUUAAAAAAAAAAGGUGUAGUACAGUUUUUAAAGCAAAAAACGUAACUAUAUUACGCUGACCAAAUCCCCAAAAGCAUGUUUUAAAAACAGAAUUUCAUACUUGGAUGUAAACGACACAUAAAUAGAAGUAGAUCUAAAAGUCUGCAUUAAAUUUUAAGCGAAGUUUUUAUGUUGACACUUCUAUCACAGCUUCCUUAGUGAAAACUUCUAAGGCAGUAGAAUUUGUGGCACUUGAUCACCAGUGUUACAUCUCGGAGCUGUUGGUGAAUGCUUUGGCCCAGCUUCUCGGAGCCCCUCUCCAGCCACUUAUUGUGUGUGAUCUAUAGGCAGCUAGAGGUCUGUGGUACUUUAUUGGGAUCUUUUUUUCUCUUCCUAUCUUUCCCAUUUGGUCUUUGCUAUUUUCUCUAACACUGUUUUUUGCAUUGCAUGUGUUAACUUGAUAGCAUUCAGUACUAUUUCCGCUCAACACUCUGUCUUAAUCACAACUACAACCUUUUCUCCCAGACUCAUUUCCCCCACGUCUCUUGACCCUCCUAGUCCCUCAAUCCUACCAUCCUCCUUCCUUCCCUGACCUGACCCAGUACCAGAGCGAUAUGCAGUGGGCAGCCUCAGAGCCACAGAAACCACACAGAUGUGCAAUCCAAGAAACAUGAGUAUUCAGGCCACAGGGAGAUUUAUUUCUUUAUUAUGUAUUUCUAGGCUUCUUGUAGACAUUAUGAUUGUCUCAAAGUUACCAAGGUUCUAAGAGGAACAUUUGGGUGACAGUGUAUCAGCUGUUACUGAAGUAUGUAGGGUCUUGCAUUACAGCCAGACAGUAUCUGACACAGCUGUUUGUCCUUGUUUGACGUCUGUCACAUAAAAGGUAGGAAGAACAACAGCACAAGCAAAAGGUCAAACACAACUGACCCACAUUUUCACAACACCACAGGCUCUAAAUUUACCACAGUUACCAAAGGGGUCAUAAUUGAGACUAUCACAAAUGAUUUAAGUAGCUAUUGGACAUCAACACACUCUCACACACAAAAAGAACAGGAACACUUAUCUGUUUGGAGGUGUUUAUUUCUUAACUACACUGCUAAAUUCCCUCACCUUGAAUUGUGGCUUCAGAAUUAUGAGGUAAGUACGUGUUUUUAGUUAUUUUAUUUUAAAUAAAUGAAAUAAAAUUGACCCCCCCCCCUUUCUCCCUAAAUUAGUAAGUGAAAUCUUUAAAAUCUGCCACAUCUACACAUACAAAUAGGCUUAUUAUUUUAUUUUUUUGCCUUUUCAUGCUCUUAGAUGGUUGUUUUCAUUUAGUCAUACGUAGAGUAACUGACAACUACAGAGCUUCACUUUCAAGGCAAUUGCUAAAAUGAACGAGGAGCUGCAGAAAGCAAUCUUGUCUACCACCACUGAAAAUACGUGGUUUUUGUUAGCUUCGGUCCAUACGUUUAUGAGUAUGCCUGUCCAGUGUUGGCAUGUCUUUGUUAAUCUGAGCUAAAGCAAUUUCUCACACCCUGACAGGGACACACACAUACUGUCUCAUUAAAAUGGCUGCAUAGGCUCUCACUAAAAGUAAAUACUCUGAGGUCUCUAAAUGGGGUCCCCUGCAUAUCACUUUCCUUUUUACAUAUAUGUUGCCAUGCACUGUGCCAUUGAAAGCACAUUGCACACUCUUGAACACCUCCUCUUGUAGAGGUCUUUGUUUGGAUAACAUUUUCUAUUUUUUUUUCUUUCUCUUAUAUUAACAGUCAGUUGGUGGAUUUAUUGAAAUGCCUACCUUUUCUGUUUGUAUACAGUAUUAUGUUUGUUUUAAAGCAGAGAGAGAUUUGUAUUUUUAAGAACUAGAGAAGCUAGCAGAAUUGCAGUUGAAAGCGUUUGGCCGGUUUCUUACGUUGUGUCACGUGUGACUGUUUUUUUGACAGCCCAGUAUUUUAAAGCCAGGUUCGUAUGGAAAUGCCUUCACUCCACUUGCACUGCUGUUGGACUCGCCGUCGUUGCUUUCAUCUGUCUGUCUGUCUAUUCUUUUGGUGCACUCGUCUGUUCAACACCCAGUCUGCUCCUCAUCUCCGCCCUCUAACUUUUGCUGAACACAUUUUGAACGCAUCGUUUUCUUACUGUCAGCAGUUGGAACUGUUGCCUCAUCCAACAUGCCCUUGCUGGGUUUUUUUUAUUUGUUUGUUUAGUUGUUUUUUGUUUUGUUUUGUUUUUUUGGGGGGGGGGGGGUUCCUAGUAUAAUUACUUGAUUUAAACUCAAAAGAUUGAUUUGUGAAAGGGAGCAUAUACAUUUAUGGCACUUGAGUCUGAGUCUUUUUUUCCCCUAACAACCACAUUUUGUGCUGGAAAAAUAAAUCAGCUAACAUCAAUUGCGCAGGGGAUGAGGGAGUGCCUUUCUCAGCAGUUAGUUCAGGGUGGAUUUUAUUUUCUCAAAUCCUUCUUCAUAGGUCAGCUAAUUCCCCUCAUCAAUAAAUGCUUUUCUGUGUAGAGUCUUGUCAGACUCCAAUAUUGCAGUUAAGGACAGAAGCAGGUCCUGUGUCAAGAACAGGAGUGGCUUUCACUGCAGCAAAUUCUGCAGUGUUUUCCCCUAACAAUAAAUUCAGAGCACAUUUUGUCUAUUAGGCAUGAAGAAAUGAUCCUUAGUGGCCAUAAAGCCUCUAAUUCAUAUAAGUCCUUGCCCAACUGCUAGGCAGCAACAAGUAAUAAACAGUGAUUUGCAAGACUUUUUAAUUUAGCCUUCAGUGUCCUGAUUUAGGAGUUGAUUCAGGCAGUCUGUCUCCAGUUGCCUUCCUGCCAUGUUAGUCCCAGCGCAUAUUUCCCUCUUAUCUCAUUCUACAGCGGAAAGGAUCUGACAUUUGCACAGUAAAGGAGUUAAAAAAAAAAAAAAACCCCAAAAAAACCAACCCAUCAAACUGUAACAGAAACAAGACGUGAAGAAUUUGAGUCUUUCUUGAGCAUUUGCUGCAAACAUCAGCCAGAUGAUUUGGAUAUGUUAUUCUUGUCACCAAAAUGCAAAGUAUUUUUAAGUUUCCUGAGUAUGUCAUAUUGUACAAGUAUGUCACUUGUAAAAUAGGGCAAAGGAAGGCAACAGUUUGCUUUGAAAAACCACCUUAAAAAAGGGCUACAGCCAGAUGUAUCUCAAUUAAAGUCUCGUGGGCGGAGAUGCAGUAUGCACACUGCGUGUGUGAGUACCACUCCCCUUCACAUGCACUAACUCAUACAAGCCCAGUUCACUUUCACCACCCUAGAAACUCACCCUCAUCAUGGCUCAGCCUGCUCUGUUCUGCUCCCAACCUCCUGUUUUUACCAAAGAGAACUAAUUGAGCCCCGUUGAGCCAUCACUUUCCUCUCUGUGCCUGAACCACCUGAGACUAACACAGUUGGAGUUUUGUUAACCCGCCCACACCCCUCAGCCCGCCCCACUCCUCUGUAUGUGUACCAUUCACAGUGCGCUACUAACACCGACGAUCCUUUUUGUUAAAACUCUUUAACAAAAAGCUGCAUGCAGUUUUUUUUUCUGUUUAAACCCCUUCACUUUCUGUUUGUGAAAGUUGAUGUCAAUCUCUUUGUGAUUAUAAAUAUCCUUUUUGUUUGGUUUGUAUGUUUUUUGGUAGAAUGCAGCACUCUGGUGAAUGUUAGACAAGCUUGGAAUAGUUAUAAUCACAACAGCAAAACACUGCUUAUUAAGAAAUCUCAUCGUUACCUGUUUAUUUGUGCUUGAGGAUGUACUGUAGUGUGUAGUGGUGGGACGGUCUUGCAUUUCACUUAAUGUUUUUGUUUUCUUGCUGACCCAUACUAGUGAUAUAACGGUCUCCGACAUGCACAUUUGGGCCCCACAGUGUGCUAAGAGUUCCUGUUGUGUAUGUUUUUGCACUCCUCUUGCCUCUUUGGUUCAUUAUCAGUUGCUUGAUCUUGUGAUGCAUUUGUCAUAGAAAUCAUUAGUAUUAAAAGAAAAGCCUUGCACGCACGUUCAGAGGCCUCAAGUAGUUUGAAGGUAUGUUUUCUCAUUUCUGAAUACUAAUGGUAUCUAUGAAAAUAUCAAAUUAUAAGUGUUGAAAUUGGUGGGAUGUGACGAUUGAUAACAGACCAGAGCCGCUAAGGAUGUCCAAAAACAAGCACAACAGCUAUUUUUCGUAUAUCUGGUGGGGCUACAUGCACACAAUGUGUUCCUCUCUUCACCUGCACACCCGCAUAUCCCCUCACACAUGCAUAAUCUAUCCACCCUGGGCCUUGUAAUGGUAAUCCAAGGCCCACUAGUUCCACUUCUGUCUCUUCCUGUUGCUAUAAUUUUUUGUGACAGCUGCAUAUGUUUCAUGGUGCUCUCCUCGUCAUGGUUACAGAAUCACAGCAAGCUUGGAGUUUCUGGUCUUUGUUUUGUUUAUGCUAGAUUUCCAUACCUGUUCUGUGUUACUUUUCUUUGUGUACUGAGAUCUUGCUCUGUAGUGGUUCAUAUAUGUAUGCGUGUGAUACAUAUAUUGCCCUCUCCUUCCUCCUUCCUACUCCUCCUCCUCUUAACUUCUCAGUUAGUGGAUGUGACUUCAUGUGUUACCUUUAUCAAUGGAAAAAUAUAGAAAUAAUCACGCCCAGUUUCUUUGCCUAAUAAAGGUUUUUAAAAUGCACUCCUACUUCAGGAGGAUAUCUUGUAGUUUACAGAUUACAUAUAGCCUCAUGUAUUGUUCAUAGUUGAAUUCAACCCUUCCUCUCAGUCUCCCACUUUUUAUUCCCCCACACCCAGCCUCCCUUACCACUCUUUGUGCUGGAAGACACUGAUUAUUACACGCUGUAGGUGAUGACGAUAAUGACGAUGGUGUUGGUGGUGGUGGUUGUGCUGAUGAUGGUAGCGUGAUCUGAGUGUUAUUUAUUUAUUUUUUCUUUGUUAGUGUUUUUUUUAUUUUAAUUUUGUUUUUAUUUUAUUUUUCACCCGUGCUACGGGUAAAGCUCCUCUUAUUAUUGGAAUAUUUUUGGUUUUUUUCUUCUCUUCUCUCUCUGCUAGGAUAACAUCGGGCACCGGCUGCUUCAGAAACAUGGCUGGAAGUUGGGCCAAGGCCUUGGCAAAACCAUGCAGGCGAUUUGAUCCUGCCCAUGUUGUGCUGAUGGUAAACUUAGUGGACGCACUGACCCUGUGCCCAUCAUCCUUAAGUAUGAUGUCAUGGGGAUGGGACGAAUGGAGAUGGAGCUGGAUUAUGCCGAGGAUGCCACAGAGAAGAGGAGAGUCCUCGAAGUGGAAAAGGAAGAUACAGAAGAACUGCGACAAAAAUACAAGGACCAGAUGGAAAAAGAAAAAGCCAUCGCAAAAGCUCUGGAAGACCUGAGAGCCAAUUUCUACUGUGAGCUGUGUGACAAACAGUACACCAAACACCAGGAAUUUGACAACCACAUUAACUCUUAUGACCACGCUCACAAGCAGAGGCUUAAAGAGCUGAAGCAGAGAGAGUUUGCUCGUAAUGUGUCAUCACGUUCCCGGAAAGAUGGAAAAAAGCAAGAAAAGAUGCUGCGGCGAUUGCAUGAGCUUGCUGAGCAGAGAAAACAGCAAGACCGAACUCCUGGAAGUGGACCUAUGUUCAAAACAACUACAGUCGCUGUUGAUGGAGAGAAAGGAGAAGACAGCAACAGCAUGACACCCGAGAACAGUAUGACACAGUCUUUGGCAGACACUGCCCUGGAAGGAUCACUGUCAGAUAAAACUGGUCAAGCCUCCCCAAAGUCUGGUCCAACCUUUAGCUUCUCUCUGGGAAAGAAUCCCUCAUCCUCGCCAACUUCCAGCAACGCAUCAAAAGUCAGUGUAUCAUUCUCUUUUGCCAAGAAAGCACCAGUAAAACUGGAGACAGCAGCUGCUGUUUUUGCUGAUCAUGGUGAGGAAGCUAUGGAGACAGAGGAGAGUCAAGAGGGAGAAAAGGCUGGAGGACAAGAUGACACAUCAGGCUGUGGCACAGACAGCCCUAAGGGACUGUCUGGAGGAGGUGAAGGAGGAGAAGGAGGUGAUGCAGCAGGUACAGAAGAGGUGCAGCAGCCUGAUGAUGGAGGAUCUUUAGCAUCAACGCUUAGCAAAUUGAAAAUGAUGAUGAAAACCAAUGAAGGAUAUGUUGGACAAGAGCCUCAGUACUACCACUAUGUACCACCAGCUCACUGUCGAGUAAAGCCACACUUCCAGUUUUUGCUGUUCAUGAAAGCCUCUGAACAGUGUCAGAGCAAAGAUGAAGACGAUGAGGAAGAGACACAAGAGGAGAACAAGGCUGAAGAAAGUCCAGAACAGACAGAGAGCGGUGUGACAGAGUGCAAAACUGAAAAGGAACAUGGCAAUGUUACUGUAGAUGCUGACCCAGACCUAGUUCCUCUAUCAGCUAACGUAAAGGCAGAAGAGGAGACCCCUUCAUGUGCAGAAGAUGCAGCUCCUGCUGUACCAGCUUCACCCACCCAGAAAGCAGAGACGCGUGAUACUGUGGAUACAAACGCUGGUCCGAAAAUGCCCACUGGUCCCUUCUUUCCAGUCCUGAGCAAAGAUGAGACUACAACCCUGCAGUGGCCAUCAGAGCUCCUUGAAUUUACAAAAGCUCAACCUUCCCUGUCUUACAGCUGCAAUCCCCUCUACUUUGACUUCAAACUGUCCCGUAACAAAGGAGUGCGUGGUGGGAAAGUGGCAAAGUCCCCCAAGCCUGGUGAAGACACUGAUGACAAGGGACAAGAAGUGAAUGCUUCACCAUCUGAAGUAGAAAUGGCUACUAAACCUGGAACUAGUGCUGACAAAGACAAGCUAUUGUCAAAAGGAGAGUCUGGGCAGCCAGAAAGUGAAGAACAAAAGCCCACAAGUGGAAGUAAUAGUGCAAAGAAAAAAAAGAAAAAGAAGAAGCAUAAGAAGUCUGCAAAGCAUUCAAAACGCAAAGGAAAAGAAAAAGGAGCCGGAGAAGAUGCAGAAGGUGAGACUGAGGUAACACAAGAAAAGCCCAAAAAAAAGAAAAAACACAAACGUAAGAAGAGCAAAAACAAGGCUCAAGAUCAAGCUGAGGCAACAGGUGAAGAAAAGGAAAAACCUAAACCAAAGUCGGAAGAUAAAGCUGCUACCUCCUCUGUACAGCUGACAACUGGAGGGGAAGGAGCUACAGGAGCAGAACUGGGGAAGAGGAAACGUGGUGCUAAGGAAGUGCCUUGCAAAUCUGGAGCAGAAGGAGGGAAUGGAAAAAGUACUGACAAGGCCAACUCAUCUGAAGAGCACAGUGGCAACAAAAGACAAAAGACUGACACCAGUGCAUCUCAAAGUGCCUCGUGCUCCACCUCAGCCCAAAAGAGUCCUGGCUCUGGUAGACCUCCGAGCAGUGAAAGUGAAGAAGGGGGCUCUAAUACCCAGCGCUCACGUCAUCACAGGUCAAGCCCGAGGGAACAGCGCCGCCACCAUAGUGAAGAAUCAGGGCGAUCCUGCAGCCGUUCAUCGAGACGGGGGGAACGACGAGGUAGCAGUCGCCGACGUCAUCGUGGCCAAACCUCUCGUAGUCGCUCUUAUUCCAGCAGCUCUGAGCGCUCCUCAGCAGGCAGCAGUGCCUACAGCCACCGUAGCCGAAGCUACUCAGACAGCUACAGCGACUAUAGUACAGAAGGUCGCAGACGUAGGCGCUCCAAACGUUCAUCCGACUCAGAGUAUGACCGCAGGAGUAGCCGAGGACGUAGACGAUCCAGGAGGCAUCAGUACACAUCUUCCUCUUCAGAAGACUCACGCUCACGUUCACGCAGCUACAGCCGCAGGAAGAGGCACAGACGGCAUCAUCGGAGCAGCUCCAGAAGCUCCAGCAGCUGGAGUCGCAGCACUAGUGCAAGAUCCUGGAGGCGGAGCUACAGUCGUAGCUACAGCUCUGCUAGCCGCUCCUCCAGUUCAAAUAAAGGGUCUCCUCACAGGCGAAGCACUAGGGGUCGAGAGGAUAGUGACACCCAUCGCAGAGACUUCAACCGCUCACGCAUCUACCGCUCCCAGUCUCCACGGUCUUCUUCUUCACGAGGCCUUAACCGUAACACCCAUUCAUCCAGCUCGCUGGGUCUGAGACCAGGGGGGUCUCGAGAUGCAGGAGAACAGAAAAACACUCUAACUGCACGACAGCUGUUGGAGAAGGUUCAGUCCAAGAAAAGCUCUGAAGAUUCUACCACAGGAACAAAAUCUGGGAUUAAGAUUAAAGACCCACCGCAGGGCUAUUUUGGCCCAAAACUACCCCCAUCCCUUGGAAACAAAGCCAUGCUUCCACUAAUUGGUAAGCUGCAGGCAGGGAAAAAGCCAGCAAUUCCUUUAAUCAGACCUGAAGAGGGAGAGAAAUCAGGGACGGGGAAGAGCUCUGAACCUGAAGGAGAGGUUAUAUUAGUAGAGCCUAUAAGGGAGUUCCCACCCCCACCACCACCUCCAGCUCCACCAGUUCAGAAGGUUGAGGAAGCCCCACAGAGCACAGUGACUCAAGAAGAGACACAGCAGCCUGCAACAGAAGACCAGGGGCACCAAGAAACCCGGCCAGUAUUUGAACAAGAGCCCUCCAUGAUGAUGCCCCAGUACCAAGGAGAGUCAGGACAAGACCUUUCCCAGAACCCAAUGAUGGAGUCCAUGAUGCCUGAAAUGCAGCAGCAGCAGGCUGCCAUGCAUGCCUACCCUGGUUACCCACCACCCAGCUUGGAGGAGGAUGGCAUGGAGGCAGAGGAGGAUGGACUGGCUCCUUUGGAAAGUCAACCAAUUACAUUCACACCAGAGGAGAUGGAGAAAUACAGCAAGCUGCAACAGGCUGCACAACAGCAUAUUCAGCAGCAGCUUUUAGCCAAGCAGGUCAAGACUUUUCCCUCAGCUGCUGCAGCAGCCGCUGCCGCAGCAGCUGCCACUUUGGCCCCAGCGCCCCCUCCACCAGCCCUGCAGCAGAUCCAUAUUCAGCAGCCAACUGUGUCCGUAGCUUCUGGCACAUCCAUCACCACAGUGCAACACGCCAUCCUUCAGCACCAUGCAGCCACUGCUGCAGCAAUGGGCAUCCACCCAGCUCAUCCCCACCACCCACAUCCGGCACAUGCCCAGCUGGCCCAGGUACAUCACAUUCCCCAGCAUCACCUUACCCCCAUCUCCCUGUCUCCUUUGGGGCCGUCACUUGGUCAUUCUCUGGGACACUCACUGGGGCAUGCAGGAUUGAUCCCUGCCCACCCAACAGCCUUCCUCUCUGGUCAGCCAAUACAUAUUAUCCCUGCUUCUGCACUUCAUCACACCCCCUUAGCUCUCCACCAUGUUCCACACACAGCCCUCUACCCCACACUUUUCACACCCCGACCCUCACAGGCUGCAGCAGCAGCAGCGCUUCAGCUCCACCCACUCUUACACCCAAUAUUCUCAGGACAGGACCUCCAGCACCCCCCUAACCACGGCUCUUGAAAACAAAUGAAAAUGAAGUAGUGUGUUCACAACAACCAACCACUAAAUGAAAGACUUAACCUGAACUCUCUUGGUUUAGGGUUUUAAAUAAAGUCUUUGUUACAUCA